AUGGACAACAGCAACCGCUUGUUCCGUUUCUCCAAGCCUGAGUGGCUGAACAACGCUGCCGUCCGUAACGCUGGCGUGUCCGUCGCCGGCGCGCUGUUCGCCGUGGGAUUCUUCUUCAUGAUCGAUGCUGCGUCGUUCUCGCACAGCCCCCGCAAUGGCUCCGACGUGCACGUCAUGUUUGUCGACUGGAUCCCCUUCAUCUUUUCCUCGAUCGGCAUGCUUGUUAUCAACUCCAUCGAAAAGUCCCGUCUGCAGGCCGAUAGCUUCAGCUACAGCGGCAGCGGUGUUGCCUGGAAGGCCCGCUUCGUCCUGUUCCUUGGGUUUUCCAUGCUGGCUGGUGGCCUCGCAGGUAGUGUGACGGUUAUGGUCCUCAAAUAUCUCAUCAAGGAUUACCCGAUUCAGACGCUCUACUUCGGAAUCGCCAAUGUCAUUGCCAAUGCUUUGACCAUGCUCAGCACUGUUGUACUGUGGGUCUCGCAAAACAUCGAAGAUGACUACACUUACAAUCUUGCUCUAUAA
This is a messenger RNA of Penicillium lagena, 519 nucleotides long. Its product is annotated as UPF0220 family protein. Gene Ontology annotation, cellular component: Vps55/Vps68 complex; fungal-type vacuole membrane. The coding region runs from base 1 to 519 and encodes 172 amino acids. NCBI's taxonomy places the organism in Eukaryota, Fungi, Ascomycota, Eurotiomycetes, Eurotiales, Aspergillaceae. The record is from RefSeq and is a predicted model, not a curated record. Gene Ontology annotation, biological process: protein targeting to vacuole; late endosome to vacuole transport via multivesicular body sorting pathway. The transcript is spliced from 4 exons.